CCACGUAUACUAGAGGACGGCCCCUCGGUAAGUUUGCGCUGCGCGGCUCGAUGCGAUCAUUGGCUAGCCUCCUCGAUCCUCGCCGGCCUCGUGAAAUGCGACGUCGAGAGCUCAUCGGUCAGGGUAACGUCGAUUCGCUCGAUUCGCCUUCGGUCCAUUGGCGACUCGGUGCCGGCUCCCGUCCAUCUGCCGAGAGGUUAAGUUGCAGCUGACUGCUUACUUUAUGCAUAAACCUUACCCGAAGCGAUGAGCUGUAAAAUUUCGAGGGGCUUCAAGGGGACAUGUACAGCUAACAAUUUCAUUCGAUUUCAUUAUAAGGUCUGGCAGAUGAUGGAGCGAUCGAUGUAUCCGAUAGACAAGUCAGUCUCGAGCUAUCAUGAUACUUGUUGCAGCUGUGGCACAAUUAGGCUCGUUGGAUGGAUCCUACGACGGCAUCUCUCCAAACGCAAGCACGAGCUUAUUACGAGCUGCAGCUGCUUGCGUCGAAAAAUGGCGAUUCGGAAAUGUUUCGCAUGCUGUGAAUCCGUGAUGGACUAAUCUGUCAAUUGAUCGACGAGAGAAAUGGACGGAGUUCUCGGGAUGAAACGAAAGGACGAUUGAGCCAGCUGUCGGUAAAAAACCGAGUGAUACGUGCCCACGGGAAACUUGAGCCAAUUGCAUGCCAAAAACGCAGCCACAAGAUUAACAAAGCUCUGCCAAGUUUACGUCGAAACUCGUCAAGUUGCGCGAUCAAUCGGAAAAACGGAGAACGUAUCGCAAAAAGCUCGAAAGAGUCCAAGGACUCUAGGUAGUAGGAAGCUGAGCUCGAGCGAGGCCGAUUGGCCAGCUCGCGUAACGCGUUCGAAGAGUCCGAAAGCUCGAAAAUGAAGCGCGCGCCAAAACGCCACGGAAAGCUCGCUCGUGCGUGCGCAGGACUGAAUCCGCCGCCGCUGUUAUACGAGGCGUAUGGUGUGUCGAGUGCGUAGCGACUAGCGAGGCAGGAGCCGCCGGAAUCGAGCUGCGAGAUCAAUAACUGCCGAGCUUUGAGAUGGCUCCGUCGGCGGAUAGUCGGCCGAGGAGGCUGCGCGCACAGACACUGCUCAGCUGUGGCCUGCGAAACCGAGCUCCCCUGCGCCUCAUGGCCGCUCGAGACCGACCAGUCCGACUUUUCGCCUGGCCAUAACUCCGCGAAAGACGUCACGACUCGACGAUUUCGCUCGAUUCCGAUUGAAUUCCACUGAACUUUGAUAGUACGCGAGUGAUCAAUGAAGAGCCAGGCGCACGUCUGUUCGCCCGAGGCUCAGGCAGCGGCACUCCUGGGCGAGCUGUCGGCCGACGACGACAUGUCCGAGUCGGUGGACGAGCUGCGCGCCAAACUGGCCAACAUGAAGCGCCUCAUGGAGGAGCGCCGGGGCACUACCCUCGGCGAGCUCUCGGCCCGCAAGCAGCGUCGCAGCCAGGCCGAGAUGAUAGACGGCAACUUCCUCUCCUGGAUCUUCCUCGUGGCCCUCGGCAUCAUACUCAGCGUCAGCUUCUACGCCUUUUACAACCUCUACCACGCCGUGCUCAAAAAGUUCCCCUCCAAGCACACCGAGCUCUAGACUCUCCAAACUGGAGCCUCCAACGACAGCUGCCCUCCCGAUUGUUAUCCUCCUUCCUUCCUCGUCCUCUGCGAUUCCGAUGUCUCUUUUCCCCCCCUUCGUUCGGAUCCAGAUUUUUCUCGACCCUUUUUGCCACGUACCACGCGUGUUGAUGUAUAUAUUUUAUAACCGAGAACAAAUUUAACUGAAUAUAUAAAGGCUAUUAUUGUUGUACCAUUUUAUACUCGCCAAAUAAGAGUCAACAUAAUGAUAUUGUAAUAUUUAUUCGUGUUGUAAGUUCGACUGGAAAUAAAGGAAACAACGUGUUUCAAAACUCAAACGAGCACUUUUUCUUCGCUUCAUUCGAUCCCAAACGCUUUUAAGAAAAAUGUCGCCUGAAACCUCCCUGGUCUUCGAUAAAAGUUCGCUGAGAUCGUUCGAAAUCCUCCUGUUGCUGAGAAAAAAUAUCGCUCGGUCAAAAAUCAUAUCGCCACUGAUUUUGAUGACGUUACCUUAGUUAUUUCGCGCUCCAUUGCCUCUCUUCUCCAAGCCAGGGACAUGAUGUCAUUUUCCAUUUCGGCCAGCUGUCGAGUGGUGAACGAGAAUUAUUACGCGUCAUCGUGACAAUUAUUUCACCAUGACCUUUCUUUUAACAAAACGG
Trichogramma pretiosum is the source of this 2220-nucleotide messenger RNA. RefSeq lists its product as uncharacterized. Lineage: Eukaryota; Metazoa; Arthropoda; Insecta; Hymenoptera; Trichogrammatidae. The transcript is spliced from 2 exons. Bases 1245 to 1580 code for a protein of 111 amino acids. The record is from RefSeq and is a predicted model, not a curated record.